AUGUCCACCUCGAAUCAACAGUCGACGCAGCUCGUCUACUCGUCUUCCCCGUUCCCAUCCCUAAACAUGGUUCCUGCAUCACUCUUCGUGCUCUCCCUCGCCGCCUCGGCGCUCGCUGCACCCUCUAAGCGCCAGUCUGAGGACAAUGGUUCAUGCCGCGCCCUUCAGACUGAGUGUGCCGCCACAGUCAAGUCCGAUCUCAGCGAUGCCUGGAACAUCAAGGCGUGCAUCUUCGGUGCGACGUGCUUUGGUGGUCAGCGUCCCGUAGAUGGCUUCCUUGCCGCCGUCUACGCUGACCGAGGCUUGAGCGGCACCGCACCGGCGAGCGUGAACCUACCGAGAGUUACAACGUCUCUCUUCAACUCCAUUUCAACGAAUGGGCAGACUGUGAGCCAGCAAAACUUCAUUGAUGGAUACUACUCCUCCCUUGAUGCGACUGGCGGUCCAUACCCGACCAACCCUCAGUACGUCAUCGACCUUUUCGGCAACCUGCAAGGCUGGACGGCAUUCUGCAACGCGGCUAUCCCCUACCAGAACUUUGCUGACUACUUUCAAUAUUCGUCCAGCGUCAGCGGUCCUGGCUGUAGCGUCACUGCUUCCGGUAUAAUCUUCACGCUCACACCUGUUUCAACCAUUAUACCGUCCACGAGUGCGGGUGAUUCCUCCUCGGCCGUUGCCACCUUUACCACGCCUUCUGCGUUCUCUACUUCAAUCUGA
This is a messenger RNA of Peniophora sp. CBMAI 1063, 717 nucleotides long. The record is from the annotation of a GenBank genome assembly. NCBI's taxonomy places the organism in Eukaryota, Fungi, Basidiomycota, Agaricomycetes, Russulales, Peniophoraceae.